Molecule: messenger RNA, 974 nt
Organism: Mangifera indica (mango)
Lineage: Eukaryota; Viridiplantae; Streptophyta; Magnoliopsida; Sapindales; Anacardiaceae
Product: psbQ-like protein 3, chloroplastic
Exons: 3
Coding region: 252-806 (184 amino acids)
Biological process (GO): photosynthetic electron transport chain; photosynthesis
Cellular component (GO): photosystem II oxygen evolving complex; chloroplast; extrinsic component of membrane
Molecular function (GO): calcium ion binding
Source: RefSeq, a predicted model, not a curated record
CUCUCUCCGUCUCUUUCUGUCAAUACAAACUAUUUACGACUUUCCCAAAACUUCGAAUGGAUUUCGCUCUACUCUGUAAUGAAUGGUUAUGUUUUUGUAAAAGCAAUAAAUCUUCAGUUGUUGUAGCAGAUUGUUAAUCAUGGCAUCAAUAGCUUAGUAGCUGAGUUAAAGGGCAUCUGUCGAAACAACUAAAACCCUUGGACAAUAAGAGCAUCAAUCAAGUCACACUUUUUGGUAGUGUUUCAAGAGGAAUGGCAUUACGAUCAGUGGUCAUAAAAUACAAUGUAGCCUUCAUAACACCAACCUUCACUUGCUAUCAAAAACCCACAUUUCAGUCCAGAGGAAUGUCCCAAAAAGCCCUUCAAUCCAAUAUCAGUAGAAGAAUAGGACUGAUGGCAGCAAUGGCAUCAGCACUAUUAUCAAGGAAUGCUAUUUUCAGGGAAGAUACUGCUAAUGCAAUUGACUUUAGAAUGGUUGCUCCUGAUCAGACUGUUGAACUGGCAGAAAGUGGAAUUAGAGACCAUGCAGAAUCUUUAUUACAAGUGAAAGCUCUGUUAGAAGCAGAGUCCUGGGGUGCAGCACAGAAGGCAUUACGGUCGAGCUCGAGGAACUUGAAGCUGGAUAUCUAUACCAUAAUUCAAACAAAACCUAAAAGUGAGAGACCCCAGUUGAGGAAACUAUACUCUGAUCUCUUCAACAAUGUUACCAAACUAGAUUAUGCAGCAAGAGAUAAAGAUGCACCGCGCAUUUGGGAAUGCUAUGAGAACAUUGCCACUGUGCUUGGUGACAUAUUGUCAAGAAUAUAACGACCAAUUUGAGAUCUAUUUCCUAUGGCCCUGUUCAUAGGUUGGAUAAAAACGGUGAGAAAAGAUUUUCUUCAAACAAUGAAGCUUGCUCAUAUGGAUAACUCCAUGGCUAAGAUUCGGGCAUUUCUCUUAGUUUCUCAUGUUAAUGGCAAAAUUUUCUAACAUGCU